Penaeus vannamei (Pacific white shrimp) is the source of this 1289-nucleotide messenger RNA. The record is from RefSeq and is a predicted model, not a curated record. NCBI's taxonomy places the organism in Eukaryota, Metazoa, Arthropoda, Malacostraca, Decapoda, Penaeidae.
UAUGAAAGUGAUUAUCAUUAAGGAUAAGGAUUGUGAUUAUAGUUAUAGUAAAAAUAUUAAUGAUCAUGAUCACCAGUUGUCAUUUGUUGUCAUCAUUAUUUUGAUUUUGAUUACUCAAAAUUUGUGAUGAGUAUUUAUAAAGGAGCCUGUAAAUAUCUUUUCUUUUACUAAUUUGCUAUCUUGGUAUUUGAUUACAUAUGGGAGUUAUCUGAAAAUAAAAUAAUCAAGUGAUAUGCAAAACUCUCCAUCCACAUUAAAUGGGCACCUUCUCAAUUGUGACUUUACUUCACAAUGAAUAUUGUAUAUAUUCAGAAUUUUGUCGUCAGUAGCCUACUUAUGUAAGCUAAUCAGUAGCUCACAUUUCUGAUGAAGCUACAUAUUUGAAUCUUCAUAUAAAAAAAUAAAAGAAUGAUUGUGCUAUUCUGCACUUCUGUAAGACAACAAAAUUAGUUAAGUGAUUAAGAUAACAUUUCCCACAGGUGUGGCUGGGUAAUGACAGGCAAUUGGUUGACGAGAGAGGAGCCGCAUGCCUUGGCAAGAGCAGGAUGAACAGCAGAAAAAUCCCAAAAACUUACCAGUGUUCGCACUGUUCCUACAGUACUACAAAUCGAUCUGAUAUUGUCAAACAUUAUCGAACCCACACAGGUGUUAAACCAUUUGCUUGUCCACAUUGUUCUUACCAGACUGGUGAUAAGUCAAAUUUAAUGCAGCAUAUACGAAUACAUACUGGUGAAAAACCAUUUUCGUGUCCCUACUGUCCAUACAGAGCUAAUAGGAACAGUAGUAUUAAAAAUCAUUUACGGGUGCACAUGUUUAGUGAGAAGUAUGAAAUUUCAGUUAUAAAGGAAUAUUUGAAAUCCAAGAGGUUAUAUUACGGAGUGAUCAAGACUGAGACUGUCUGUGAAGUUAUCUGCAGUAAAUGCUACACUUGCAAUAUUCAGCAUCCUUUUAAGGUAUGGCUGGGUAAUGACAGUCAAAUGGUUGAGGAGAGAAGAGCUGCAAGCAUUGAGAGGAACUACAUCAACAGCGGAAAGUCAUCAGAUACAUUCCAGUGUCCCCAUUGCCCUUAUGUCUGUUCUACUCGCUCACACUUUACCAAACAUUACCGGACUCACACAGGCGAAAAACCUUUCUCAUGCCCAUAUUGUUCAUAUCAAGCAAGUGACAAAUCAAAUUUAACAAAACAUAUUCGCAUACACACAGGAGAAAAACCCUUUUCUUGUCCUCAUUGUCCAUUUAAAUCAAAUCGAAAUGACAGACUGUUGCAUCAUAUGCGAACUCACUUGUAA